Nicotiana attenuata is the source of this 2157-nucleotide messenger RNA. Its product is annotated as protein ECERIFERUM 1-like. Lineage: Eukaryota; Viridiplantae; Streptophyta; Magnoliopsida; Solanales; Solanaceae. Bases 105 to 1985 code for a protein of 626 amino acids. The record is from RefSeq and is a predicted model, not a curated record. Gene Ontology annotation, molecular function: oxidoreductase activity; iron ion binding. Gene Ontology annotation, biological process: lipid biosynthetic process. The transcript is spliced from 10 exons.
GUUCUGUCGAAGCAGAAGCAACGCCUCAAAAGGGCACAGGAAAACAGGUUGGGUAAAGCUAGUGAGUACUUUAGUUUAAACUCGUCAUUAAACAUCACAAAAACAUGGCUUCCAAACCAGGCAUUCUAACAGAAUGGCCAUGGACAUGGCUUGGGAACUUCAAGUACGUGGUUUUGGCACCAUAUGUGACUCACAGCUUACACUCAUUCUUCAUGAGCGAAGAUGAAAGCAAGAGGGAUAUGACAUACUUAAUUAUAUUCCCAUUUCUACUCUCCCGAAUGCUUCACAACCAGAUAUGGAUAUCCUUAUCUCGCUACAGAACUGCCAAGGGUGAUAACCGAAUUGUUGACAAGACCAUUGAAUUUGAUCAAGUUGACAGAGAAAGAAACUGGGAUGAUCAGAUCAUACUUAACGGACUGUUGUUCUACUAUGGAUACACGAAGCUGGAACAGGCUCAUCACAUGCCUAUUUGGAGGACAGAUGGGAUCAUUAUGACAGCUUUGCUCCAUACUGGUCCUGUUGAAUUUCUCUACUAUUGGCUUCACAGAGCUUUACACCACCAUUUCCUCUACUCUCGAUAUCAUUCUCAUCACCAUUCCUCCAUUGUGACUGAACCCAUUACUUCUGUGAUUCAUCCAUUUGCAGAGCAUAUAUCAUAUUUCUUGCUAUUUGCCAUACCACUUCUCACAACUGUGCUAACUGGGACUGCUUCAAUAGUUUCAUUUGGUGGAUAUAUUACUUAUAUUGAUUUUAUGAACAACAUGGGCCAUUGCAAUUUUGAGAUAAUUCCAAAAUGGAUGUUCUCCAGCUUUCCCCCUCUCAAAUACUUGAUGUAUACACCCUCGUACCAUUCACUCCAUCACACUCAAUUUAGAACAAACUACUCGCUUUUCAUGCCAAUGUACGAUUACAUCUACGAUACGCUGGACAAAUCUUCAGACACAUUAUACGAAAAAUCACUCGAAAGGCAAGGCAAAUCGCCGGAUGUGGUGCACCUAACACACCUAACAACCCCAGAAUCCAUUUACCAUCUCAGGCUAGGAUUUGCUUCUUUUGCCUCAGAACCUUACACAUCUAAGUGGUAUUUUUGGUUAAUGUGGCCUGUUACAUUGUGGUCUAUGAUGGUUACUUGGAUUUAUGGUCACACAUUUACUGUUGAGAGAAAUGUGUUCAAGAGUCUGAAUUUGCAAACUUGGGCGAUCCCAAAAUAUCGCAUACAAUAUUUUAUGCAAUGGCAAAGAGAGACGAUUAACAACUUGAUUGAGGAAGCUAUCAUGGAAGCAGACCGAGAAGGCAUAAAAGUAUUGAGCCUUGGACUCUUAAAUCAGGAGGAGCAACUGAAUAAUAAUGGUGAGCUUUACAUAAGAAGGCAUCCUGAGCUCAAAGUGAAGGUGGUUGAUGGAAGUAGCCUAGCUGUUGCUGUGGUCCUAAACUCUAUUCCAAAAGGAACCACACAAGUGGUCCUUGGAGGCCAUUUGUCUAAAGUUGCAAAUGCCAUUGCCCUUGCCUUAUGCCAAGGGGGAGUCAAGGUCGUGACAUUGCGAGAAGAAGAGUACAAGAAACUCAAAUCAAGUCUUACCCCUGAAGUCGCAACUAAUUUGGUUCCCUCAAAAACAUAUGCUUCAAAGAUAUGGCUAGUAGGGGAUGGAUUGAGUGAAGAUGAACAAUUGAAAGCACCAAAAGGAACAUUAUUCAUUCCCUUUUCACAAUUCCCACCAAGGAAAGCUCGCAAAGAUUGCCUCUACUUUCACACACCAGCCAUGAUCACUCCAAAACACUUUGAAAACGUGGACUCCUGUGAGAAUUGGCUUCCAAGAAGAGUGAUGAGCGCGUGGAGAGUAGCUGGAAUAUUGCACGCACUGGAAGGCUGGAAUGAGCAUGAGUGUGGGAACAUGAUGUUUGAUAUUGAGAGAGUCUGGAAAGCAAGUCUUGAUCACGGUUUUAGCCCAUUGACUACGGCUUCUGCUUCUGAAUCCAAGGCUUGAGUUAGACAUUUAUGUUGUAGUUACUAGCUUGAGUGUGGUGGCAUAUGAGUUUAUAAUUAAAAUGCAUACUAUAUAAAGUAUCAACUUGAUGUCAAAUCUUGUUGUUCCUAUUAUGUAAGACCUUUUUCAGUGUUUUUUCCUUUUUUUGAAAUUGUUAAUUUCGUUCUCUGGA